This is a messenger RNA of Pyrenophora tritici-repentis Pt-1C-BFP, 468 nucleotides long. RefSeq lists its product as uncharacterized. Lineage: Eukaryota; Fungi; Ascomycota; Dothideomycetes; Pleosporales; Pleosporaceae. The record is from RefSeq and is a predicted model, not a curated record.
AUGGCACCAACAACUUCCUCAACCAAGCACCAGAAGCCGCACUCUCCAGCUCAGUCUCUUGCAUCCCGCUAUGGCGUGAAUCCCACUCGCCCCAGCUCAGCCAACCCCGCAACCUUGGUAUCAUCGCUCCAGUCAAGCAUUGGCCCUCACUUUCUCACCAUCGUCGAAACAUACACCGAGAAUCUCAAAGCCGACUAUGAAGCACACUACAAGGACAUCCUGAUUGAGAAGGAAAAGCUCAACGAGGAAAACAAAGCCAAGAUUAGCAAGCUUGUCGACCGCGUGUCAUACCUCGAAGAUGAGCUAUCUGAUCAAAGAGUCACAUUGGAAGUUUUCCGAGAGGCCCAUGGAAUUCUUGAGGUAAAACAUUUAAUACUCGAGAAGGAGCAUACUGGAAAGAAAGGUGCAGCAGAAAAGUUGGAGACAAUUCAAAAGCGGCUGCUGGGCUUGGUCAAGGACUGGGAAUAG